AUGGGUAUUUCUCGUGAUUCCCGCCACAAGCGCUCGGCCACCGGUGCGAAGAGGGCCACCUACCGCAAGAAGAGAGCUUUCGAGAAAGGUCGUCAGCCAGCCAACACUCGUAUUGGCCCUAAACGAGUUCACCUUGUCCGCACCCGCGGUGGAAACACCAAGUACCGUGGUCUCCGUCUCGACUCCGGUAACUUCUCCUGGGGAUCAGAGGGUAUCUCCCGCAAAGUUCGCGUGAUCGUCGUCGCCUACCACCCUUCCAACAACGAACUUGUCCGUACAAACACCCUCACCAAGUCUGCCGUCGUCCAGGUCGACGCCGCCCCCUUCAGACAAUGGUACGAGGCACACUACGGCCAGCCCAUCGGCCGAAGACGCCAACAAAAAACCGAGGCCACUGAGGAGAAGAAGAGCAAGAGUGUUGAGAGCAAGCAAGCUGCCCGAUUCGCUGCCUCUGGUAAAGUUGAGCAUGCUUUGGAGCGUCAGUUCGAGGCCGGUCGUCUUUAUGCUGUUGUCUCGUCUCGUCCCGGCCAGAGCGGUCGUGUUGAUGGAUACAUCUUGGAGGGUGAGGAGUUGGCAUUCUACCAGCGUGCUAUCAGGAAAACUAAGACAAAAUUGAGACCAUCAACACAUCAACACCACCACCCAAAGACAGAAUCAAAAAUGACCAAAACAACCAAAACCCGAAUCUGCGUGAUCUCAGACACCCACACCCUAACACCCCACCAAUCCUCCAACACUCACUACGCCUACAGACACCCCUUACCCAAAUGCGACAUCUUCCUGCAUGCAGGCGACCUGACCAAAAUCGGCCGACAAGCCGAACACGAAUUCAUAGUAGACAUGCUGAAACGGGACGUGGAUGCCGAGAUCAAGAUUGUCAUUGCUGGAAAUCAUGAUAUUUCGCAUGAUAGGAAGUAUUAUUCUGUGAAGGGGGUGAUGAGGCAUGGUUCAGCGAGGCAGGAGAAUGUGGAUGAUGUUAGAGCGUUGUAUACGGACGAAUCUGCUAGACAGGCAGGGAUAGUAUACAUGGAAGAAGAGGUUCGCACUUUUACUCUGCCGAAAACAGGUACGAAGUUCACUGUGUACGCAUCUCCGUAUACGCCUGAAUUCGGUGGGAUGGCUUUCUCAUAUGAGAGGGACGAAGAUAGAUUCAAUCCUAGCUCUGGGCCGAUAUCAUCUACCGUCAAACAGUUUGUGCCGGAUUUUCCGGGGGUAGAUAUUAUGCUUACUCAUGGACCCCCAGCCGGGAUAUUGGAUAAGGUCUACAUGGGGAUUAUGAGUGUUGGAUGUGAGAAUCUUCUCAAGGCGUGUCGGCGUGCGAAGCCGAGGUUACAUGUCUUUGGACAUAUCCAUGAAGCGUACGGUGCUGUGCGGCGUGAUUGGAGUACCGACAAAGACACCGAAGUUGAAAAGGAAGACAUCGAGACGGUUUUGGAGAAUAGAUGCCGUUAUAUCGACAUGUCCGCUGAUAGUGAUGCGCCGCUCAGUUUUGGGAAGGAGACGUUGUUUGUGAAUGCGAGUGUUGUCACGUUGGAAUAUCAUGCUGGUAAUGCGCCGUGGGUGGUUGAUUUGGAUCUACCUGCUGCUUAA
Molecule: messenger RNA, 1590 nt
Organism: Talaromyces stipitatus ATCC 10500
Lineage: Eukaryota; Fungi; Ascomycota; Eurotiomycetes; Eurotiales; Trichocomaceae
Product: 40S ribosomal protein S8e
Exons: 3
Coding region: 1-1590 (529 amino acids)
Biological process (GO): translation; maturation of SSU-rRNA from tricistronic rRNA transcript (SSU-rRNA, 5.8S rRNA, LSU-rRNA)
Cellular component (GO): ribosome; cytosolic small ribosomal subunit
Molecular function (GO): structural constituent of ribosome; hydrolase activity
Source: RefSeq, a predicted model, not a curated record